GAUCCAAGUGUGCUGGCGUUGAAGUAGAAGGUGAGAUGGCGAUCAUGUCGUGCUGCCUAAAAAAGGAUCUCAUCCUGCUCUUAUUCGUGGCAAUUUCCUUCUCUUCGAGCUUUCAUUUGUCGGGGAAAAAUAACCAACCUGGAGUAACAAUUCCUCAAGGAAUCCUGCAAGGAAAAAUACUGACGACGACGCCCAGUAAUCGAAGUAUUUCAGCUUUCCUGGGAAUUCCUUAUGCACAGCCACCGACUGGAAAACUCCGAUUUGCAAAUCCAGUCGCAGCUGGAGGCUGGAACGGGAUUCGAGACGCUAGUUUCGAUUCGAAUCAAUGCCCUCAAGUUUCAUUUUCAAGCGGCGAAAUAUUUGGUGACGAGGACUGUUUGUAUCUGAAUGUAUACACGCCCGAGCUUCCCGAAAAUUCAACCUCACGACUACUUCCGGUGAUGGUGUUCAUUUAUGGUGGAGGAUUCUUCAUGGGAAGCGAUAUUUCAUCGGUUUAUGGCCCGGAAUACCUCCUCGAGAAAGAUGUGAUUCUCGUAACCUUCAACCAUCGUCCAGGCGCAUUAGGAUAUUUGAGCACAGGUGACGCGGUGGCUUCCGGAAAUUGGGGCUUGAAGGACCAGGUUCUCGCCCUGAAAUGGGUUCAGACUAAUGUCAAGUACUUUGGCGGCGAUCCCGAUCAAGUGACGCUGUUUGGAGACAGUUCGGGCGCGGUUUCAGUUCAUCUUCUGACAAUGACGGAUAUCACGAUUGGGCUCUUCCACAGAUACAUAACGGAAAGUGGAUCCGCCCUUGCGACAUGGGCUUAUAGACCAAGCGGCCCCUACGCUGGCCGAGCAUUUGACCUUGGAAAAUAUGUUGGCUGUUCCAAUAAAUCAACGGAUUCACUGAUUGAAUGCUUGCGGACAGUCGAUAUUGUGGACAUUUUAGGUUCUUCCUCGAAAUUCAAUAUUUGGGAAUUCUACCCGUUGAUCGUGUGGGGCCCGACUGAUGAGCCAAAUAUUGAUGGUGCCAUUCUCACCGAUAGUCCCCAAAAUUUAAUUCGCGAUGGUCGGAUUCAAGAUUUGCCACGGAUUGCAGGUGUUUGCCACGAUGAAGGAUUAGUUGAGAGUAUAGCUUUUUAUCAAAAUAAGUCAAUGGUUGACGACUUUUUGGCAAACUUCGACCUCGCUUUACCUGUUCUAUUGAAUUGGUUAUAUUUACCGAAUUCGGGAGCCGCUUGGGUGGAACCUGUCAAGUCACAUUAUUUCAAUGAUUUUGAAGCCGACAGAAAAGUGUUACUCGCAAACCUAACAGUCGUUCUGGGCGACUUCAUAUUCAUAUAUCCGGUUUACGACGCACUUCGACAGCAGUUUGCAACGACUCAGAGUCCACAAUAUUUUUACCACUUCGAUUAUCGUGGCGUAUUAAGCUUUUCGUACGCGUAUAGUGGCACUACAGCAGACUACGGCGUGGUGCACGGUGAUGACCUGCUAUACCUAUUCCCAAGUACGACAGAUUUUCCUAAUCUCAACGAAACUCGAAGCAAGAAUGAUUAUAAAAUGGUGAACAUUAUGACAGAAUUAUGGACGUCUUUCGCUAUCGAGGGGAAACCCACGACUUCGGCUUUCGGCUGCGACACGAAGUGGGAACCGUUUUCAAUCACGAAGGACAACGACCUUAGCAUCGGAAAUAAAUCCGAUCUUGCACUCACCGUUGAAUAUUCUUAUUUUAAAAAACGUCUGCAGUUUUGGGAUGACUUGAAAGCUAAUGUGCCGUUAUAAUCAGGACGCUGCGAUUACGCGAUCUCUCAUUUUUUCAUAAA
Molecule: messenger RNA, 1801 nt
Organism: Diprion similis
Lineage: Eukaryota; Metazoa; Arthropoda; Insecta; Hymenoptera; Diprionidae
Product: esterase E4-like
Exons: 10
Coding region: 36-1760 (574 amino acids)
Source: RefSeq, a predicted model, not a curated record